This is a messenger RNA of Cololabis saira (Pacific saury), 9751 nucleotides long. RefSeq names its product nuclear receptor coactivator 2-like. Gene Ontology annotation, molecular function: protein dimerization activity; nuclear receptor binding. The transcript has 24 exons. The coding region runs from base 306 to 4859 and encodes 1517 amino acids. Lineage: Eukaryota; Metazoa; Chordata; Actinopteri; Beloniformes; Belonidae. The record is from RefSeq and is a predicted model, not a curated record. Gene Ontology annotation, cellular component: nucleus. Gene Ontology annotation, biological process: cellular response to hormone stimulus; positive regulation of transcription by RNA polymerase II.
CAGCUCUGAGCCGCUCACACACAUGAACAUGGCGGCUCCCGACGCUCCGUCCCGCUGAGCGACCCGGCGCCGAUUCUCCUCCGAUUCUCCGCCGACUGCAGCCGCGCACCGCGAGGGCGCUCGGUGUCGCAACUCCCAGAGAGAUGACACAUUAAUGUCCCAAAGUGGAUCUUUAACCAGGAUCAUUUCCAUGUGAGUGCGACCGCCUGGCCAACCUGCUCCCCGGCCGGCAUGAAGCGUUCGGCCGGCUCUGGCUCGGUUAUGGACUGGUUUCCUCCCCGAGGAGGUGCUGAUAACUGCUGAAGAUGAGUAGUGGUGGAGGGGACACCCCCGAGCCCCCGAGAGGGGAGUCUCUGAAGAGGAAGGACUGCCAGGCCGACCUCCUGGGGCCCAGCCCCAAAAGGAGCACCGAGAGGCGGAACAGAGAGCAGGAGAACAAAUACAUCGAGGAGCUGGCGGAGCUCAUCUUUGCCAACAUCAACGACAUGGACGACCUCAACGUCAAGCCCGACAAAUGCGCCAUCCUCAAGGAGACGGUGAAGCAGAUCCGGCAGAUCAAGGAGCAGGAAAAGGCUCCCGUGGCCGAUGCAGAGGAGGUGCAGAAGGCCGAUGUCUCUUCAACAGGGCAGGGUGUCAUUGAUAAAGAUGCUCUUGGGCCCAUGAUGUUAGAGGCCCUGGACGGCUUCUUCUUUGUCGUCAACAUGGAGGGCAACAUCGUGUUCGUGUCGGAGAACGUCAGCCAGUAUUUGCGCUACCAGCAGGAGGAACUCAUGAACACCAGCGUCUACAGCGUGCUGCACGUCGGCGAUCACGCCGAGUUCAUCAAGAACCUCCUGCCAAAGACCCUGGUCAAUCGCCGCGGCAACGAUUCGUCCAACAGAAACAGCCACACCUUCAACUGCCGCAUGCUGGUGAACCCUCACGCCGACGGUGAGGCCCAGCCGGCCUCGGACCCGCAGGAUUCAGCGCAGCAGAAGUACGAGACCAUGCAGUGUUUUGCUGUCUCUGAACCCAAGUCCAUCAAGGAAGAGGGGGAAGAUUUCCAGUCCUGUCUUAUUUGUGUGGCCAGAAGAGUUCCAGUCAAAGAAAGGCCUGCGAUGCCAGUGUACGAAAGCUUUACCACGCGCCAGGACCUUCAAGGUAAGAUCACAUCGCUGGACACCAGUUUGCUGCGGGCCUCUAUGAAGCCUGGCUGGGAGGACCUGGUUCGACGCUGCAUCCAGAGGUUUCACCUGCAGAACGAUGGCGAAGUGUCAUUUGCCAAGAAACACCAGCAGGAAGUGCUAAGGAAUGGCCAUGCCCUCAGCCCUCUUUACCGAUUUUCCCUGGCAGACGGCACCAUCGUCUCAGCUCACACGAAGAGCAAACUUGUCCGAGCUCCUACCACGAACGAACCACAGCUCUACAUGUCGCUGCACAUCCUGCAGAGGGAAAACGUUGGGACUGCAGAGAUGCCCGGUAGCCAGGCCAUUGGCAAGCCAGUGAGCUCAACUGGUGUGAACUGGCCCUCCCCUUCCCCCGAUGCCAGCGUCACCAGCAACACCCUCCACUCCACAUCAGCCUCCAGCACCGCUGGGCGUGGGUUUGGGGGGGAACCGGGACGCGCCGCCACGCCUCAGGGAAACUGCCACGCGCUCAAGCUGGGCAGUCCUUCAGCCCAGGGAAGCCCCAGCGUCACCUCGGGGGCCCAGAGUGCCAUGUUGUCCCCAUGUCAUCGCCAAAGUCCCAACACGGCGGCCAGCAGCAGCAACUGCAGUAGUCCUCACCUCCCCCAGCAGCCCCCCGCCUCGUUUUCUCCCGCCGCCGGCCUCCACUUGUCACCAUCGUUGUGCAGCAGCACGGGAAACGGUCAGGGUUUUAACUCCCUAAGUGCAAUGCAAGCUCUCAGCCAGAGCCACAGGGUUUCCCAGGGACUUACUGAAGAGGAACAUCCAGAAUCACCGGAGCGAAAACCAACGGAUCUCCAGAACCCCCUUCACAGCACCACCACCGGUGACCAACCAGCCAAGAGCAGUCCCGGCUUAGAGGCCGAUCUGUUUGGUACUUUUGAAGAGCAGGAAGAAUUAUUGUCGUCCCGGAGCCUCGAGGGUGAAGGGAAAGAUGGCGACUCUGACACCUUGGGAGAUGGUGGAAGCCUGAGGCACCUUGGUGACACCCCAAACCACCAUCUCAACACAAAAGGCCACACCAAGCUGCUCCAGCUGCUCACCACUAAGUCAGAACCUUCAGAUCCGUGUUCACCCCUGGGAUCCCUGGGGGACGACCAGAACGGUAAGGACCAGCUGGAAGGGGUCGGGGGCUUGGGACACGCUAACCAGUCCACCUCAUUAAAGGAGAAACACAAGAUUCUCCACAGGCUGCUGCAGAACAGCACCUCGCCCGUUGAGCUGGCUAAGCUAACGGCCGAGGCUACUGGAAAAGACCCCAUCGGCCCCGAGUCCGCCUCCGGGGACAGCAUCGCUGCUCUGGGUGAGCUCUGCACUAAACAGGAGCCAGGGAGCCCCAAAAAGAAGGACAAUGCUUUGCUUCGCUAUCUUCUGGACCGGGACGAUAACGGCAUUCUGGAUAAAGCCAUCAAGAUAGAGCCCUCUGAUGGACUGAAGCUGAACAACAUCAAGACCGAGAAGCAAGACCCUGGCUUCAGUUUGGCCGAGACCAGUGAGCUGGAGGACUUGCUGGAGGACCUGCAAAGCGGUGGCCAGCAGCAGCAGCAGCAGCAGCAGCUGUUUCCCAGUCAGCCAGCAUCCUCUUCAUCCUCCUCCUCCUCUGCGCCACCUGGCUCCUCUGUGGACAAACAGGUCAUAAUCAGUGACAUCCUGCAGAUGAGCGACAGCAGCAACAGCAGCUCCUCCAGCCAGCACAGAGCCUUACCCCCCACUGGCGCCGCGAGCUUUAGCAGCGUCAGGCCGAGCCAGUCGAGCCAAUGCGCUCCUCCGCUCAGGAGCGUGUCUCUGGACGGCACCAUGGGCCCCAGACCAUUGCUUCCCCAGCACAGAAACAACAGCCCAUAUUCAAUACUGCAACAGCAGCAGCAAGGCUUGAUGGGAACCCACGCCGUCAUGACCAACCAUGCUGUGAUGGCCAACACAGGCAUCCGGGGCCCCAUGCAGCAAGGCUGGAUGAUGGGUCAGGGAGGUGGUCGAAUGUUCGCCAACAUGAAUCCUGCGGCCGUCACAAGAGGCAGCGGCGCAGCUGCAUCCAGAGCAAUGGUCAACAUGCAGAUGAUGGCUAACGACAUGGAGAUGGCAACCUCUUCCUACCAUCAGCAACACGUUCCACCCAAUCAGACUGCUCCAUGGCCUGACCGAAUGAUGAUGGAUCAUUAUGGAAACCAAACCAGGUUGUCUUGCAGGCCGCCGUACGGCGUCUCCCAGGAAGAUGGGAUUGGUUGCUGUGGAGUUGGCCAUGAGGGCCAGCCAGAUGAGGGAACCCUCCUCAACCAGCUGUGUUCAGUGCUGAAGGACUAUGAGGGUUUGGAGGAAAUUGACAAGAUGCUGGGAAUCCCCACACUGGCAGGACAGGCUGCUCUAUCAGAACAGGACCAGUACCUGGCCUCCACAGACCCGUCGGUGAGCCUGAAGCCUCCUCUCUACAGCCAACAUUACGGUGGGCAGCCAGGUUACGGCGGCAUGCCCCCUGACGGCGUGUACCACGGCCAGUCCAUGAGCAGCCACAUGGGGCCUCAAAGGAUGGCCCCCUCAGGGUACCACCCCAUGAUGAGAAUGCCCGGGGGUGCCGGGCCCAGGCCUCCCGCCCUGAGACCAGGGGGGCCCAGCCCCAUCGUCCACCCGCAGCCCAACAACCUGAGGCUCCAGUUGCAGCAUCGACUCCAGGCCCAGCUGAACCGCCAGCCGAUGGUGAACCAGAUGGGCGGAGUUUCCAACAUGAAUCUACCUCUACGGUCUAAUCUACCAACCCAGGGAACCCUCAACGCUCAGAUGUUAGCUCAGCGCCAGCGCGAGUACCUCAGCAACCACCUACGGCAGCGGCAGCAGCAGCAGCAGCACGUGCAUCAGCAGCGGGCCAUGAUGAUGCGGAAUACGGGCAUCAACCUGCCACCCAACAUGCCCAGCGGGGGCGCCGCGCCCACGCCCAUGCCCAUGGGCGGCACCAACCCGCGGCUGCCACAGGGGAACCUGCAGCAGUUCCCCUACUCGGCGUCCAGCUACGGUACAGCGCUGCCUUCUCCUCCGCCUCCUCCUCCUCCUCCUCCUCAUCCCGGCGCCUCCAGCCCCUUCUCCUCCCCUCUCUCCCCGAGUCAUCUCCUGGCAAGCCAGGGCAUGAUGGGAAGUGUAGGCGGGCAGUACAGCGGUGUAAUGAGCCCCCCCGCGCAGCACAGUGCCUUCAGAUUCAGCAGCUCAGGGAUGAGCCAGCAGCAGCAGCAGCAGCAGCAGCAGCACCAGGAUCAGGUGUCCUGCUACCCGUGCGGGACGGCCACGCCGCAGAGUCCCCUGCUGUCCCCCAGGAUGGGGCAGGGUCAGAGCCCCAUGCUGCAGCAGAACCAGGUCCAGACGCCGACCCAGCCACAGGCCUCCGGCCAGGGAGGACCCCCCGGAUACCAGGCCGCCGCUGACCCCAACGCAUGGUCUCAACCCGCUAACAUCUCCACCAGCAACAGCGUGUACCCCCAGCAGUCCCAGUCCCAGUACUCCACGCAGCCCAACGGAGGACUGUACAACAGCAGCAGCCACGUGAACCUGGGGGUCGGCAUGAGCGGCGGCGGGGGCAACAUGAACCUGAUGUCGGGACAGAUGAACUCCAUGAACGAACAGGUGAACGACGGCGGCCUGAUCCUGGAGCAGCUCGCAGGAAUGGACAUGUUGGCACAAGACAGCGACGUCAACUCUAACUUUUGCUGACCACGGCCUUGACUAGGAUGAGCUGAGACAGGAAGAUGCAACAACACUCACAGUUUCUCAGCUCGUGGACGAGUUUGAAGGAGCUAAAGGAAACACUGCCGCUGCAUCGGACCGGCCACUACGGACGGAGGACAACCAAGACUUUUAAAACCAUCUCAGAGUGAAUCAGAUGGGCUUGACUAUUGCUUCAUACUGUGUUUUAUGCAAAGACAAGGAAAAAAAACUGAGAUUCUGGACAAAAUAGUCCACUCAACGAUCCUGACAGCAAAGAACUGCCCUCUAAGGUUUGGACUUACGGUACCGACUGGAGAGUUUUGUGGGUAAGGUUUCUGUUUUUCACUGUAACUCAUGCCUUCAUGCUUCAGCGCAUGUCGUAUUUCUCUGUGUAUUGUAGACUCGAGUACGGUGCUCAGUCCAGUGGAGUAUGCUCCAAAAGCAAAGAAAGCAUAUUCUACUUACAUCUGCCUACAAUUGGACUGGUUUUAUAGUUUGAUUUAUCAGGGUUUAUAUCAGCCCUCCCCAGAUGGACAGCUACUGAGCUACAGCAGGGUAAAGAGAGACAGGCGCUUGCAAAGUGGAAAAGCGCAUCUUUAUUUAUUCCAUCACUUUAGGAACACGAUGGAUUUCUAUUAAAAUAAAAUAAAAAACCCAAAUCCUGAUAAGGGGCCGGUUUUUCUUUAGAAAACCAAAAGCUCCACCACUUGUAGGUCACUGCAGUAAAACCUACUCACUAUAACAUAAGUGGUUUGUGAACUAUUUUGAAACGUCAUCUUUCAUUUGAAAUCGUCAGUUUAGCCAAAAGUGGGUUGGUUUUUUUUAGAUCUGGGAACUGGUGGCGAGCGGUACCUGAAACCUGCGUGGGGAGAAAUAUGCAUCUGAGGCUUAAUGUCUAUAUGAUUGUAUUUUUUAUGUUUUCCUCAAUUACCACCCACGCUGAUCAGACGGAGUGAAUAUAUCUAAUAAGUUUGGCAGCAAGUGACCAAGUCCUCCUCCGACCCCCGUCUGCGGCCGACCUCCUGAUCGCUGUACGAAUGUCCUGCAGGUUCCUCUGUGGAAACAUCCGACUCUUGAUUCUAUGAAGUUUUUUAGGCGUUGUAUUUAUGAUGUACUACUUUGUGUGUGUGUGUGUGUGUGUGUGUGUGUGUGUGUGUGUGUGUGUGUGUGUGUGUGUGUGUGUGUGUGUGUGUGUGUGUGUGUGUGUGUGUGUGUGUGUGUGUGUGUGUGUGUGUGUGUGUGUGUGUGUGAGAGAGAGAGAGAGAGUGAGACAAACGUCACACCUUGACACUGUAGCGAUAAAUGAAACCUCUGAAUUUUAUCUCCUAUGGUUCGUGUUUCAGAGCCUGACUGAAGAUGACAAUGAGAAACUUAUGAAAAAAAAUAUUUUACAGUUAUUUAUAGUUUUGAAGAAGUUUUAGAGAUUAUUUGUACGGAGAAAAAAAAAUCAAGACUGUCUUUUAAGAAAAUCUCUCAAAAUGGUACGUGUUGAUGUUGAUUUUAAAAUUAAUAUAUUUGAACUGCUGUAGUGACUGUAUACAGGACUCGUGUCCCUAUUUAAUGACUUUUUGAAUGAAGAUGAUUGUGUAUAGAUAGUGUACAUAGAUUUUUAUUACAUAUGUCCCCCAAGUGAUAUUGUAAAGCAGCACAGUGGAGUUUAGAGUUCAAUAAGCAUUUGUUGGAGAGCAGAAAUCCAUCACUGGUUAAACUUGGAUAAGCAGAGCAGAUGAUCUUUAUUCCAGAAAAAACAAGUAUCUGAUGCAUGGUUGGUGCACACAAAUGACUUUGAGCCUCAGCUGCACUGUGAUGAGGUGACAGACAUUAAUUAACACACUUUGUUAGGGUGAUAUGUUUGAUAAUCGUUAGCAUUUUGGGCCUGUCGGCAUGAUACGUGCUGGCACCCAGAUGGCAUGCAGGUAACAUGUUAACGGUGCUUUUAUCUAGGUUUUAGUCUUGCUUUGCUCACAUUUAGACCAAACUUGCCAUAAAUGUUUAAACCAGUGACUUUAUUUCUGCUCUCAAAAUAGUUUUGCCUAUAAAAUGCUACUGAAAGUCAUUUUGCAAUAUUAGUCUGCAGGAGGCGCUUCUGCGCUGCCACGGAGGGAGAUUCUCCUCAUGUUCUUCUUUUGCUUUCCUACUUGGUCCACAUCCUGGUGCACUAAGAACAAAUCCUAACCUCCUUCCUAUAGAGGAUGUGGAAGUACGACCAGAGCACUACACAUGUUGCAGCCUGGCGCCAACGUUGCUUCCCCAGCUCUGCUUUAGUCCGACUCAAAAGUUGGUCAGAAUGGCUCUAUUUUGUGGAAAGGAGACGAUAGGAAAGAGAGAAAUUCAAGUUUCUAAUAUAAACUGAUAACAGUGAGAACUGAAAACAACUUGGAGGCGAUCAUUAGCCGGACCGGAUUACUGAUUACAAUCAAUCAAUCAGUCAACGAUCUUCUCAGAGUCCUGCACAUUGAGAACUAAUGCUGUUGAUGUGAUUGGAUGCAAUUUCUGUGCAUUUAAAAGUUACAAAUGUAGGAAAAUCCAUUAAUAUUUUGAAACAAAUAUCUUCCUCAGUUCCUCAGGUUUGCAGGGUCCCAGGAUACGUCGUCUCACUGCUAGCAGGAUCUGAUUACGUGAAAAAUGUUUAUAUAUCUUUUGUGCUCGGAAACAAAUAUUUUGCUUUCUGACAUGAUUCAAACAAAUUCAAAAAACUGGAUAAUUCAGUGAGCCGUUCAACAUUUCUAGGAUUUGUGACAUCACAGACCCAGAUCUGAGUAGGAUCCUCCCGUUGUUAUCGCACCUCUGAAGUAGGCGGCGGAAACUGCAACACCGAUUUCCAAAAGGUCACACGAUGCAGAAGGAGACGUGAGGUGGAUUUGAGAUGCUGACGGUAUACUUUAACUGUAUUUGGUGCAUUAAAAAGCCCAAAUACCGAAGAAUUCAAAGCAGCUUGAUGCCAACGUCACAUUCUCUGUAAAAUGGAUUUCAGUUUGUUUUUUUUGGACCAGGUUUUUUUUUUCCUACGUUUCAGUGCCGUUUCGUGCACAUAAGCUUGUAAAUUUGGACAAAACUGACUGUAAAUGGCGACAUUUAGUUCUUUAAAUGAUCUAGAAAUGUGUUUGACUGCUGUAACCAUGGUGAGAAGAAAAAAAAAGGUGAAGCACUGUAAAGGAUCUUUAGGAUUUUGACUCAUUUUUCCCUGCACCCUUCUUCUUCUUCUUUUUCUUCUUUUUUUGACUCCAGUGUGCUAACAUGGUGUAAAAGCCCAGAGAUUAAACUUCUAAGAUAAAACGUAAGCCAUGGGAAUGUCCUGAAUGUCAAACUAUCAGCAGGAACCAAGUGGAGCUGAACACUCGUGUAGAAUGUCUCCUAAUGUUGUACAUGAAGGUGAUAACUGGUUUAUAUUGUUUGAAACUGAUGCAAUAUACAUACUGAAGAUUUUUGUACAUUUUUAUCAACUGCAAAAUAUUGCACUUGGUGUCUAUACCUUAAGAUGCUCAGCACCUAGCAUAAUGCCUUAGCUCUGUGACUUCCUGUGUGGUGUGUAACUGUAACGGAGUACCAUUUGUGUCACACAUAACUGAAUAAUUUACAACUUUACACGGCUAGAAAAAUGUGACGAGCAGGAUUUUUAGAUUUCUAGACAGUUGGCGGUGGAAACUUUAGUUUAUUUCCAGUACAAUAGGCCCAUCUAGGCACUUUGAGCUACAUAAAGUACGAUAAUAUCGAUCACAGACAUCCAAACGCAACUAUGGGUUUGGUGUUGUGUAGUUUGUUGAUAAUUGCUUUGAAUCCAAUCCAAAGUUUCAGUACCAGUGCAGGAUGUUUAGUCAAUUAUUCAAAAUAAAAAUAAAAAUAUUGUUUUGGAGGAUUCAGAAGUGGAUCUGUGUCAGUAAACUGUCCAGAUGCUGGGUUGGGGGAGCAGAUAGGACCAGAACAGGAGCCGGGCUGAAAAACAUACUUCAGCAGCUAAAAAUAUCCGCCGGCUCUGACUGACGGUUAUUUUCUCACCUUUAUCUGACUGUCAGGCAGCACUUUCUGAUACUGUUGCUGCUCUGCAACGAGGCAUCAGAUGCCUCCGACAAAAACAGUAAUCUCACUGGAAACAGUUCAGGACUCUGUGCUCCGAUGUUGAGCUUGUGUUGGAUGACUAGAACGUCAUCCACUAUUAUACAUCUGCAUCUCAUAAAAAUGUGAUCACCCAUUUAAAUGGAAAUGAAAUUCAAAAAGUGACAUACAGUAAAGAUAGAAAUUGGAAAUGUUUAAAUAAAUUGGGAAAUAUUUAGUCAGAUAUCUGAGAGCGUUCGGUCCUCCGCUGUGCAAACAUUUACCUUGAAGUCAACGUUAAGUCUUCGUUAGUCUGAAAAGAUAGGAAAAUUAGCUUGUUUCCAAAUGGAAAUAAUUAUCUUGCUUCGGUUUUUCUUGCUUUGUUUUGUUUAAAAAGUUAAUACAGUAAGAAGUGUUCAAUUGUUCUCGAAGUAGCUUCAAGGUCCUGCAGCUGAUGUUGGUCCACAUAAAAACAAAAACUAGCUGGAAAGUCACACAGUAUUUGCUGACUUCCUCUUUUUAAAUAUUUGAAGUUGCGUUGAGAAUUCCUACAACUUGUUUCCACGUACAAUUAUUUUGACAUUCUGAAACACAUUGGGGUUAAUUUUAACAAUAUCUCGCAGCAGAUUAUAGUUGUUGAAAUAUCACCGUUUGCAGUUUGAAACAACAUCCUGCAGUGAUGUUCACAUUAGACAUCUCAGCAGUGACACAAUCCAGUUUCUUACAUACAAUGAAUUUCGAGUGGAAGUGGUUUAUGAUGCAGAUGCUCAAACACUUUAUGCAACCUGUCAAGUGUAAUGUUCCUUUUGCCAACGCUGCUUGUUAAUUUAUGAUUUAUGCCACUGUAAAUAAAUUAUUUUUAUUGA